Phacochoerus africanus (Common warthog) is the source of this 7425-nucleotide messenger RNA. It is a transcript of the gene ITGA2, whose product is annotated as integrin subunit alpha 2. Gene Ontology annotation, cellular component: integrin complex; external side of plasma membrane. The record is from RefSeq and is a predicted model, not a curated record. The coding region runs from base 135 to 3674 and encodes 1179 amino acids. NCBI's taxonomy places the organism in Eukaryota, Metazoa, Chordata, Mammalia, Artiodactyla, Suidae. Gene Ontology annotation, molecular function: integrin binding. Gene Ontology annotation, biological process: cell adhesion mediated by integrin; cell-cell adhesion; integrin-mediated signaling pathway. The transcript is spliced from 30 exons.
GCUGCCGGGCAACUUUUCCCUGCUCACAGCCGGGAGCGGGAGAGAAGCCCUCGGGACGAAUUCUGGGGAGUCUUUGGGGUUCUUGGGUCCCGGAGCAAACCCAGAGCAGCUCCAGUGCCCAGGGCGGGCUCGGGAUGCGGCCAAGAAUGACGAGCGGCGCGCGGCUGCGGCUGUUGCUAAUGCUCACUCAAGGCAUUUUAAACUGUUGUGUGGCAUACAAUAUUGGCCUCCCAGAAGCAAAGAUAUUCUCUGGUCCUUCAAGUGAACAGUUUGGCUAUGCAGUGCAGCAGUUUAUAAACCCAAAAGGCAACUGGUUACUGGUUGGUUCACCAUGGAGUGGCUUUCCUGAGAACCGAAUGGGAGAUGUGUAUAAAUGUCCUAUUGAUCCAUCUACCACUACAUGUGAAAAACUGAAUUUGCAAACUUCCACGAGCAUUUCCAAUGUUACUGAGAUGAAAACCAACAUGAGCCUUGGCUUGACACUGACAAGGAACGCGGGAACGGGAGGAUUUCUUACCUGCGGUCCCCUGUGGGCACAGCAGUGUGGAAGCCAGUAUUACACAACCGGGGUUUGCUCUGAUGUCAGUCCUGAUUUUCAGCUCCUGACCAGCUUUUCACCUGCAGUUCAGACCUGCCCUUCCCUCAUAGAUGUUGUGGUUGUAUGUGAUGAAUCAAACAGUAUUUAUCCCUGGGAUGCAGUAAAGAAUUUUUUGGAAAAAUUUGUCCAAGGCCUGGAUAUAGGCCCCACAAAGACACAGGUGGGGUUAAUUCAGUAUGCCAAUAACCCAAGAGUUGUGUUUAACCUGAACACUUUUAAAACCAAAGCUGAAAUGAUUGAAGCAACAUCCCACACAACCCAAUAUGGUGGAGACCUCACAAAUACGUUCAAAGCAAUUCAAUAUGCAAGAGAUUCCGCUUAUUCAGCAGCUGCUGGUGGACGACCAGGUGCUACCAAGGUCAUGGUGGUUGUAACUGAUGGGGAAUCCCAUGAUGGUUCAAUGCUGAAGGCCGUGAUCGAUCAAUGCAACAACGACAAUAUACUGAGGUUUGGCAUAGCAGUUCUUGGGUACUUAAACAGAAACGCCCUAGAUACUAAAAAUUUAAUAAAAGAAAUUAAAGCAAUUGCCAGUAUUCCAACAGAAAGAUACUUUUUCAAUGUCUCUGAUGAAGCAGAUCUACUGGAAAAGGCCGGGACGUUAGGAGAACAAAUUUUCAGCAUUGAAGGUACUGUUCAAGGAGGAGACAACUUCCAAAUGGAAAUGUCGCAAGUGGGAUUCAGCGCAGAUUACGCUCCUCAAAAUGAUGUUCUGAUGCUGGGUGCAGUAGGAGCUUAUGACUGGAGUGGGACUGUUGUUCAGCAGACACCUCAUGGACAUUUGAUCUUUCCUAAACAAGCCUUUGACCAGAUCCUGCAGGACAGAAAUCAUAGUUCAUAUUUAGGUUACUCUGUGGCUUCAAUUUCUACUGGAAAAAGCAUCCACUUUGUUGCUGGUGCUCCUCGGGCAAAUUAUACUGGCCAGAUAGUCCUGUACAGUGUUAACGAGGAUGGCAAUGUCACAGUUAUUCAGUCUCACAGAGGCGACCAGAUUGGCUCCUAUUUUGGUAGUGUGCUUUGUGCAGUGGAUGUGGAUAAAGACACCAUUACAGACGUGCUCUUGGUAGGUGCGCCAAUGUACAUGAAUGACCUAAAGAAAGAAGAAGGAAGAGUCUACCUAUUCACUAUCACAAAGGGUGUUUUGAAUUGGCAUCGAUUUCUGGAAGGCCCUGAGGGUGUGGAAAAUGCGCGAUUUGGCUCUGCGAUUACAGCUCUUGCAGACAUCAACAUGGAUGGCUUUAACGACGUGAUUGUUGGUUCACCUUUGGAAAAUCAGAACUCUGGAGCUGUGUACAUCUAUAAUGGCCAUGAGGGCACCAUUCGCUUGAGGUAUUCCCAGAAAAUCUUGGGAUCCGAUGGAGCCUUUAGGAGCCGUCUCCAGUACUUUGGGAGAUCCCUGGACGGCUAUGGAGAUUUAAAUGGCGAUUCCAUCACCGACGUGUCCGUUGGUGCCUUUGGACAGGUUGUUCAGCUCUGGUCACAGACUAUUGCUGAUGUAUCUGUAGAUGCUUCAUUCACACCAGAAAAAAUCAUUUUGCUUAACAAGAAUGCUGAGAUAAACCUCAAACUCUGCUUUAGUGCGAAGUUUAGACCUACUGACCCAAACAAUCAAGUGGCCAUUAUAUAUAACAUCACAAUUGAUGCAGACCAGUAUUCAUCCCGAGUAACCUCCAGGGGGUUAUUUAAAGAAAAUAAUGAAAGGUGCUUGCAGAAGACCAUGAUAGUAAAGCAAGCACAGAGUUGUUCUGAGCACAUCAUCCACAUACAGAAGCCCUCUGAUGUUGUCAACUCUCUGGAUCUGUGUGUGAACAUCAGUCUGGAAAACCCUGGUACCAGCCCUGCCCUCGAAGCCUACUCGGAGUCAGCCAAGGUCUUCAGUAUCCCUUUCUAUAAAGACUGUGGUGAUGAUGGAAUUUGCAUCUCUGAUCUAGUUCUAGAUGUUCAGCAGCUACCGGCCACUCAACAACAGCCGUUCAUUGUCAGCAACCAGAACAAAAGAUUAACAUUUUCAGUAACACUGAAAAACAAAAAGGAAAGUGCAUACAACACUGGAAUUGUUAUUGCUUUUUCAGAAAACCUGUUUUUUGCUUCCUGGUCCAUGCCGGUUGAUGGGACAGAAGUGACAUGCCAGAUCCCUUCAUCUCAGAAGUCUGUUACCUGUGAUGUAGGCUAUCCUGCUUUAAAGAGGGACCAACAGGUGACUUUCACAAUUAACUUCGACUUCAAUCUUCAAAACCUUCAGAAUCGCGCAUCUGUCAGUUUCCAAGCCUUAAGCGAAAGCAAUGAAGAAAACAAGGCAGAUAAUUCAGUCAGCUUCAAUUUUUCUCUGCUGUAUGAUGCCGAAAUUCACAUAACAAGGUUCACCAACAUUAAUUUUUAUGAAGUCUCCUCGGAUGGGAAUAUUCCUUCUACAGUGCACAGUUUUGAAGACAUUGGUCCAAAAUUCACUUUCUCCAUUAAGGUAACAACAGGAAGUGUUCCAGUAAGCAUGGCAUCUGUGAGCAUCCACAUCCCUCAAUACACCAAGGGCAAGAACCCGCUGAUGUACGUGACUGGGGUGCACACAGACCAGGUCGGUGACAUCAGUUGCAAUGCUGAAAUAAAUCCACUGAAAAUAGGACAAACAUCUUCUUCUCUAUCUUUCAAGAGUGAAAAUUUCCGGCACAUAAAAGAAUUGAACUGUAGAACUGCUGCGUGUAGUAACAUCACCUGCUGGCUGAAAGACCUUCAAGUGAAAGGAGAAUACUUCCUUAAUGUGUCUACCAGAAUUUGGAACGGGACUUUUGCAACAUCGACUUUCCAGACAGUACAGCUGACAGCAGCUGCAGAAAUCGACACCUAUAACCCUCAGAUAUAUGUGAUCGAAGAAAACACUGUCAUGAUUCCCAUUACAAUAAUGAAACCCCAUGAGAAAGCUGAAGUACCAACUGGAGUUAUAAUAGGAAGUGUAAUUGCUGGAAUCCUUUUGCUAUUAGCUUUGGUUGCAGUUUUAUGGAAGCUCGGAUUCUUCAAAAGAAAAUAUGAAAAAAUGACCAAAAAUCCAGAUGAAAUUGAUGAGACCACAGAACUCAACAGCUGAAUCACCCAGCAGUUCCCACUGCAGAGGAAGUGGCAACAUCACAGCCAGGGUUUACUGUUCUCAUGAAUGGGUUGUUUAAAAACCGCAGUGUAAUUUUUAAUGUAACAGGUAAACUAGCCUGAUAUUUUAUUUUUAAAAAACUGCAGGUCAGUUUGGAAAGAAAUUGGGGGUGCGGUGGGGGGGGUUGGGAGGUAGGUGUCUAAAGACUCAAGGACUUAUUUUAUAUUCGGGUUCGGGGGGAGUGAUCUUUCUGCUGGCUGGUCCGGAGUUUACAUUAUAAUGUACAUUGUAGCAGAAAUACAAAAUGCUUCCAAACAGGAGAAGUCUUAAAGAAAACUAUAACCUUUCUGAGAUUUUAGGGGUGGUGGUGGGGAACCAUUUAAAAUGAUUGUUUUUAAACAAUGGAAGUGAAGUAGAAUCAAUAUAUAAUUAGGAUAUUGGUGCUGAUGGGUAAUAAUAAAAAAACCACUGGUCUUGAAUUUCUGCUGCUCAUCCAAAAUUGCCAUAGAAGGUAUUUUCAGUGAUAAUUUGGUUUAUAAACUAGGUACAAUGUGCUGUUGUCAGCCCACACUUGCUUCUUCAGAGCCCCCUUUCUUGCCAUGGUAUACUUAUCCGAACGUGCUAGAAUGACUGGUAGGAGAGCUCCUGCAGAGAAAAAUCUCCAUUUAAGGGGAAGGGGGGGGGGUGUUUAGAGGCCAAAGCACAAACUUUUGUUUCUAGUCGGUAACAACAUUUAUGGCAUGAUCCUGUCCGCUGCCAGUGGCCCUGCCUGGAAGGAAGAAGAAAUUUCCUUUUUCCUUCAGGACGCACAAUGGCUGACUUGAAUGGCUGGCUGGCAAGGACCUUCUGCAUUUUUGAGAGAUGAGUAGCUUCUUUGGACUCCUUCACCGAAUCUCUCUUCCACCUCCUGAUGCCCCCAUAUUCUUGAAGGCUGCUGCUGCCCCCCUUCCUCUCCAAUGCAGAGUUAUCCACCCUCCUGUAAUCCCUUGUCUAAAUCCUUCAUUCCCAGGGCAGCUGCUCUUCUCCAGAUGUGAGAAGGAUGCCAUCUGUUUAACUUCCACACUUGCCUGAAUUACUGUAUAUUCCCCUUAACUUCAGAGAGCUACAUUCAUUUGUUGCUAAAUAUGUAAGAAAAAUAAGUCCAAGUGAACUUCUAAUUGCUGAGACUUCCAGCAGCAUAAACAAGGUAAAACAUCUCAGGAAUUUUUCAAGAUGUUACAAGGAGACAUCAAAAGCCAUCAAAUUAGCACAUGCACCCGCUCUACUUGUCUGUUUCUGGAGGCCUUAAACUUCCAGAAGAAAGACCUUCCCCUGGAGUUUGCUCACCAGGUGUAGAGUCUCAGGCCCCAGAUCCUGAGAGUCAGGUUUAGUUGGGGUGGAAUGAGGUUGUGUGACCCAUAUUUUAACAAGUGUCCCCAGUCCUUGUGAUGUAAAUGGGCCACCACGAGGAACACCACUUAGUUGCACCUUCUUUUCUCUACUUCUGAGCUCACUCGAUCUCUAGGAGAGAGUCGGGAGGAAAGGGCACAGGCGAAGGCUGUGGGGACUUUUAUGUCAGAAAGUACAUACUGAAAGCUCUGGACAAGUCACUCAGACUCUAAACUUCAGUGUCCUCAUUACGAAAUGAGGACGACUGGGCUGGAGCUUAGCAGUGACGCUUUUAAAUUUAAAAACCCACAAUCUGGGUUUCUUAUAAGACAAAUAGACAAUCCUCCAAGAAUCUGACUCCAAAGAGAAGUCAGGAGGAAAAAGGAAUCAGCUCAUGCACGCGCCUGGCCUCCAUGACAAGGUAGGCCUGUCUGUACACUUCCGUGAUUUAUUUGUAUUUGACAAAACAAAGGGAUUAAAAAAAAUUAGACAUAAAAUAUCACGGGUUUAUAGCAAAAACAGCAUGGUACUCUCUAGUUACACUGCUAGAGCCCAAUUCUUAUAACAGCCAUGUGGGUUCAAACACUGUUUCAUUCCAAGGAUAAUUACUUUUUUAAAAAGAGUGGAGGAGAAACUGGUCCUUAAGUUGAUACAGACUAUUUAAUAAACUGAGUCACUGCUGUAUAUAUCUAUAUACUAGUUCAGUGUAACAUACUACGAGUUAUACAUGUCAUCCUGUUAGGUUACUCUGCCCCACCAUCCUUAAACUAAGCUAAACUGAGGUCACAUACACAUAGCGAGCUUGUGAGCUCUGGCAAGCGUUGUGCCUUAGAUAAUCCUCCUUGACGGUACUGUUGCCAUGAAGAAGCUGGAUUACUACAGACUGAAAAAUGGCCACUUGUCUCUGUACCGUUUACCACACUGAGGCAGGGUUUCUCAUCUUUGACACUACUGACAUUUGGGGCCAGGUAAUUUUUUUCAGGGGACUGUCCUGUGCAUGUAAGAUAUUUAGCAGCCUCCCUGGCCUCUCUACCACCAACCAGAAGCAACCUCUCCCCCUAGUGGUGACCGUGUCUCCAGACAAUGUGUAACACCUCCUAGGAGGCAAAAUCAUUCUGGGAGCCACUGCACUAAGAGCAAGUGGCCUGAGUAUACAGCAUUGUCAGAUCACAGAUUUGAGGCAGAGACUCUAGCGAGGAAUAUUUCUCCAGCACUUUUAAGCAAAAACUAAGUAUUCAUCCCAGAAAUUAAAGAAUUGUUUGAAAGACACAGCUAACUAUUCGUAUUCAGCCAUACUUUUGUUUUAAAAGUGAGGAGAAUAUGGGGCUUAAAUGAUGCCAUCUUACAGUUUCCAUUUCAUAAAUGGUAUAUAGACAAUAUUCAUAGAAUGUGAUAAAAAUUGAGUUGCUUCAUGCAUGGUUGCCACACGAGCCUUAUGACAUAAUAACAUAGUAAAACAGAAGAAACUGUAUCAAGAUUUGAAAUUGUUCAUUGUUCAUUUUAGCAGCAAAAUGAGAACUGGACAGAUUCCUAGCUGCCUAUGUUAUUUAUAUAAAGUAGUAAAAGUUAUUAACUGUGAAAACUAAAACCAAUUUAUCAUAAUCACACAAGUGAUUAUACUAAAAGUUAUUAUAAAAGGUAUAAUUUUAUAAUGUAAUUUAUUAUACACACCUAUAACUUAAUUUAUGAAAACUAAUGAAUUAGGACACCAUUAUACAAACCAUUAAACAGGAUUUCUCAAACUGAGCUCCCUGGUCCAUCUUUAAUAUUUCUGCUUGCACACAAAAAAUAAUUAUAUACACAACUUUUUAGGACUAUGCCCUCAUUAACGCAUACUCAUUUUAAUCAAUCCAAAGACUAGCUAGCGGUAAGAAGUAUACAUGGGGGUAAAAUUUGAAAUAAAAAUGUUAACUAUUUCUCAACCUUAAAGAAUGAAAAUGUAGCCAUUAUGUAAAUAUGAAUAGAUGGUUUCAUAUGUACCUGAUUUAUUUUGGCAGAUAAGGUCAAACUGUAUAUAUUGCACAACUAUGUUAAAAUUGUAUAUUUUUUAAAGACAUUGUCUUAGUUUCCUUCAUACAUAAUGUGUAAAUCUUUAAGAUGUGAUAAGUAUAUUUGCUUUUUUGGGAUUAACUGGUUUUUGUCUUUUUUCUUUCCGCCAAAAAUAUAAAAAUGAAUGCACGCAGGUUUGUACAUCGAGUUUCACAAUUCAUUUGAUUUCCGAGAAAUAAAAAUCAAAUUGGAGCAGCAAUCAACAAACUAGUUAAGAGCUUUUCUCCUAUUAAAGUAUGAGAAUCAAAGUAUUAUUUAAUUGUAAACCACUCUUUACAUACCACAUUACUGAAUAUCAUUACUCAUUUUGAAAAUAAAGCUAUUUACUUUGGAA